AUGUCCAAAGAAGAUUACCAGGUAGAUGAAGAUACGAAAGUCGGCCAUAGCCACGAUGGACAAGAGCUGAGAAAGAACUUCUCCGUCUUCUCCGUCCUUGGCAUCAGUUUUUCGCUGGCCAACUCUUGGUUCGGCAUCUCCACUGCUCUGGUCACUGGCAUCAACUCUGGUGGCCCGGUGCAACUUGUCUAUGGAAUCAUCAUCGUCACUGUGGUGUGUGCUGCAAUUGCCGUGUCGCUGUCCGAGCUGGCCUCGGCAAUGCCGGAUGCUGGUGGACAGUACUUCUGGACGAGCCAACUUGCCUCGAAGAAAUAUGCGAGGUUUGUGUCAUAUCUGACGGGAUGGAUCGCGUGGGCUGGUUCUCUCUUCACCUGUGCUAGUAUCGCACUCGGUGUUGGAAAUCUGAUUAUGGGUUGCAUCCAGAUGGCACAUCCUACAUUAGUCAUCAAGCCAUGGAUGAGCUUCGUUGCCUAUCAAGUUGUCAACAUCUUUUGCGCCAUCUUCAACAUCUCCAGUACUGCGCUCCCGACUGUUACAUUCUUCACGCUUUGGACCUCGAUUAUUUCUUUCCUCGUCAUCAUCUUGACCGUACCAUGCAAGGCCGAAACCCAUCAGUCCGCCAAGUUCGUCUUUGCCACUUUCGUCAACAACACUGGCUGGAAGAACAACGGAAUUGCUUACAUCGUCGGCCUCAUCAACUGCAACUGGGCGUUCAACGGUCUCGAUGCAGCCACGCACAUGGCUGAGGAGGUUCUUCACCCCGAGAGAGCUAUUCCAAUCGCCAUCAUCGGCACAGUCAUCGUUGGGUUCGUGACUGCCUGGCUCUUCGGCAUUGCCAUGAUGUUCAGCAUCAAGGACUUUGAUGCCGUCAGCUCGACACCAACCGGCGUCCCCAUCUUGGAGCUUUUUGACCAGGCCCUUAGCAACAAGGCCGGAGCCAUUGUGCUUUGCUCCUUGAUCGUGCUUACAGGAUGCGGAUGCCUUAUUGCCUCACACACCUGGCAAGCACGUCUCUGCUGGUCGUUUGCCCGUGAUGAUGGUCUACCUGGUUCAAAGUACCUGAGCCGCGUUCAUCCCAAGCUCCGCGUGCCAAUCUGGGCUCAUGUCAUUAGCUGCAUCAUUGUCAGCAUUUUGGGCUGCCUGUAUCUCGCUUCCAACACCGCAUUCAACAGCAUGGUCACUGCUUGCGUUGUGCUUCUUUAUGCCUCUUAUAGUAUCCCGGUUAUUUGCCUGCUUAUCAAGGGACGUUCGUCUAUUCGUCACGGACCAUUCUGGUUAGGGAAGGUUGGAAUGGUUUGCAACUAUAUUCUUCUUCUGUGGCUUGUCUUUACGCUUGUGAUGUACGCAUUACCACCAGUGAUGCCUGUCAAGGGAGACAACAUGAACUACGUCUCAGUUGUCUAUGUGAUCACAUUCAUAAUUUUGACUGCAUGGUGGUAUAUCAGGGCUAGAGUUGACUACCGCCCACUUUCUAACAGCGUUCAAUAG
Trichoderma breve is the source of this 1488-nucleotide messenger RNA. Its product is annotated as amino acid permease domain-containing protein. NCBI's taxonomy places the organism in Eukaryota, Fungi, Ascomycota, Sordariomycetes, Hypocreales, Hypocreaceae. Gene Ontology annotation, cellular component: membrane. The coding region runs from base 1 to 1488 and encodes 495 amino acids. The record is from RefSeq and is a predicted model, not a curated record. The transcript has 4 exons. Gene Ontology annotation, molecular function: transmembrane transporter activity. Gene Ontology annotation, biological process: transmembrane transport.